Fundulus heteroclitus (mummichog) is the source of this 1725-nucleotide messenger RNA. Its product is annotated as sodium/potassium-transporting ATPase subunit beta-1-interacting protein 2-like. The record is from RefSeq and is a predicted model, not a curated record. NCBI's taxonomy places the organism in Eukaryota, Metazoa, Chordata, Actinopteri, Cyprinodontiformes, Fundulidae. Gene Ontology annotation, biological process: regulation of sodium ion transport. The transcript has 3 exons. The coding region runs from base 1336 to 1725 and encodes 129 amino acids.
UCCCGGUUCCCAUUGUCUCCCCCUUUUUCCACUUCUUCUUCAAGACAAACCCCGAGACCAGAAACUCAGCGUCAGACGUCAUUUGGCUCCGAUCCGCUUUUUUUUUUUGUUGCGCGUCACGUUUUGGAGACUUACUUCGACCGGGGGAUUUGACAUCGCUCCAUUCUGCGCGGAAUUUGGACAUCCGUGUGUUUUUUUUGUUGUUGUUGCUUUUGGGUUUAUUAUCGUGGAAGUGCCUUUAUCACAACGAAGAAGGCUGGUGGGGGAUCAACCAUCGGAUCACGCUUCUGAGAAAAGAAUAAAAUAAAAUACAAAAAAAAAAAAAAAAAAACCCUUGUAGUGGACCAGAGGGGAGAUGAUCCUAAAAAGGGGGACUCAUUAGACAGAAAGAGCCCCAGAAAUCAUCUUCCAGGAGGCUGACAUAAAUCAGAAGACCCCAUCAACGCUCUCAGCCUCCACUGCCUGUCUGGAUAAGUCAGGGCAUUUAGGAGGAAAAAGUCGUGUGGAAAGAACACAGCGGCGUUUGGGUGAGGAUGUUGCCGUUACUUCCCCUGAGAUAAGAAGAGGAGAGGAGCUCGUUUCUGUCUCUGUUUGUGUGUGUGGGGAUCAUAAAUAAAUAAAUGCAAGGACCACUUUCACUUGUUUCCUCCACCUGGAAACAAAUUACCAUCACCAAAGCAGGCAAUCAAGUGUGGGGGGGUCUUUAAUCGGAUUAUUGAGCAAGAGAUCUGAGAGAUCCGUGGGAAUAUAUCCAGCCAGUUCCACCAUCUGUCUGGUGCUGUCCAGGAUUGUGCCAGUUCAGCAGGGAUAAAGAUGCGACUCAGUGAGAUGAGCCCCGAACGGAUUACCAAUCCUACAAGGUGAAGUCUGGAGAAGCCCAACCGACACAGUUGGAACAUUUUCUCACCGAAGAAAGGGGGGGAGCUUUUAUUUUGUUGGCCCUUGGAGAAGACCUGUUUGAUUUUUUUUAUUUGUCCUGCUAAAAUGCACAUUAACAGCCAGUUAUUAAAGAUAGAUGAUAAUGUGUUGUCUUGAAUUCUCCUAAAUCGUCCUAAAGGUCCUCUUUCCACAAUUGAUCCCUGACCUGGACCUGUGUGUGUGUUUUUUUUUUUAAUGAGACCCCUCAUCAGUCUUUCAUCUGAAUGAAGUGGUUGCUCUGAGCACCAAAGAGCACAGGGGCUGCGCUCCGCUCUCUGAGGCCGCGGAGCAGCGCCUCCACCUGGGGCUGCCAGACAGCCAGACGGGCCCCUCGCUGGAGGGGGUGGGCGUGGAGGUGAAGAAGAGACUUUGGGGAUUAUCUGGAGUUUCUGGACCUCUGCACAGGAGGAGGAAGUCAUGGGGUGUUGCAGCGGCAGGUGCACCCUGGCCUUCAUCUGCGGCAUGCAGCUGGUCAGCGUGUUGGAGCGUCAGGUCAUUGAUUUCCUGGGCUACCAGUGGGCUCCCAUCCUGACCAACUUCCUACACAUCAUCGUUGUCAUCCUGGGCCUGUUCGGCACCAUUCAGUUCCGACCCAAAUAUGUCACCGGAUACGCAGCCUGGCUCGUCAUCUGGAUGACCUGGAACGUUUUCAUCAUUUGUUUUUACCUGGAGGUUGGAGAUCUGUCCAGGGUAAGCAAACGCCGUUUUCCUCUCUCCUGUCAAAGUGUUUCUGCUGCACAUGCCCGGAAUCAGAACUGCUCUCAACGCGUUGCAGUGUUGCAUCAUUGUUACGUGACGCACUUCUGA